AGACAAAGGAAUAAAGAGGGCGCCCUUCACACGGACUUACAACUCGAACAUUGUGCAAAUGAUGAGUUCCUGGUUACCGUAGGCCUGAUGCAGUGCAGUAUUGAGGCUUUUUCCAUCAUUUUUUCUCUCUCAAAAUUCCGGAUGUCUUCAAAAUGUCGCUCGACAAGGAGAAGCAUGCAUCACGACUGUUUCCAGGAAUAGAACAUUCUCCUUCGAUGGCUGUGAUUUUCUGGUUGCUCUUGAGUCUGACGUCAUUUUAUACCGUUUUCUACAUUACAGCCAGCCUAGUGCAUGGGAUUUUUAAAUUUCACAACUUUGACGGCACGAUUCCAUUCCACUACAAGAGCUUUGAAAAUAUUUUCACAAAUUCUACAAAGUGGAGUACGCAACCCUUUCUUGGUGAUUUUAUAGCACUGGAAUCCACCUUUUUCGUCUCAACUUUUGUUUUCUUGACGUUUCUUCGGCAGCGUCUGUGGGAUUUUUCUGUCACAGUUACCAUAAUACACUCGGCAAUAACUUGUGCAGUCAACCUCAGCUUCCCUCUGGUAUGGGAAUGGUGGAUCUGUCUUCUCAUUGGCCUUGUUAUCAACAUCAGCUUCGGACAACUCAUCAACCAAAUCAUAAAUGAGAAGAAAAAAGGCUCCGUAAAAUUCAACAAGAAGAGAACGGGGGCAGUUUCAUGAAAAAAACUGACGAAAAUCUGGGGAUGAGUAGAACAGUUGAAAACCUGACUAUUUUUCAAAGGCAACUUUUUGAUAUAUGUAUAUAAACCUGAUUUGUAUUUAAUAUUUAAAUAUGAUUACUGUAAAUUUAAGUGCCAAAACUUCGGAUUGUCUGAGGCUCAGGAACAAAAUUUAUCUGUGAAAUAUCUCGGAAAUCUGUGAAUAGGAAUGAAAAUAUUUACUGCAUUCAUGUGAAAUGGUUUCGAAAAUGAACACCGACAUUGUUCAAGAAAUUUUCCGGGGGUGGGGGGCAGAUUGAACAAAUAAAUUUGUAUCUAGUCCUAUAUGUCGUCAUUUUUACUCAAGAUUGUUUGAAUUUAAAUGUACAAACUUUGAAAUCAUUUUUCAAUUCAAAAGUUCCACUCAUAUUGGUGGUAGAUUCUCAAAAGAUUGAUGAUUCAGCUUAACUUUUUUCAGUUUAUCAACUCAAGACUUUUUGGUUUAUUUUAUGUCCUAAUGUAUGAAUUUUAGUGAAUCAAUUUACCAUAUGAGAAUUUGUUCCUUUUGUAGAACUGUAAGUGCAUAUUUUUGCCAAAGACAAUCUGACUUUCAGUAUACUAAAGUAAAACAUUUUAAUUUAUCAAAGAAACUCUCAAACUUUGAGAAUGCUGCAAUAUUUAAUGACUUUUUAAAUAUGAAAAUCAACUUUGUUUUAGAAUUUUCAAAUUUCUUUCAGGCUUUUAGAAUCCCAUUGAAUGUUUCUUUCUUUGAGUACAAUUUGAUUUCUACUCAAGUACUGUUAGUCUUUAUAGCCAGAUCAAAAUAAUGUUAUAGUUUCCUUAAGGUUUAUUUUGAUACUGAUGAAAAUAAAACAAUUCUGAUUAACA
Messenger RNA from Patiria miniata (bat star), 1549 nucleotides. It is a transcript of the gene tmem244, whose product is annotated as transmembrane protein 244-like. NCBI's taxonomy places the organism in Eukaryota, Metazoa, Echinodermata, Asteroidea, Valvatida, Asterinidae. The coding region runs from base 153 to 683 and encodes 176 amino acids. The record is from RefSeq and is a predicted model, not a curated record. The transcript is spliced from 5 exons.